This is a messenger RNA of Pseudopipra pipra, 506 nucleotides long. RefSeq names its product ribosomal protein L35a (gene RPL35A). The transcript has 5 exons. Gene Ontology annotation, biological process: ribosomal large subunit biogenesis; cytoplasmic translation. Gene Ontology annotation, cellular component: ribosome; cytosolic large ribosomal subunit. Gene Ontology annotation, molecular function: structural constituent of ribosome. The record is from RefSeq and is a predicted model, not a curated record. Bases 139 to 471 code for a protein of 110 amino acids. NCBI's taxonomy places the organism in Eukaryota, Metazoa, Chordata, Aves, Passeriformes, Pipridae.
GCCCGCUCAGGCGGCGUCCGGGCGGCCCUUGGCGGGUCCUCGCGGCGCUCUUCCCGGCGGGCCGCGCGGGGCGGGUCUCUCUGGCCGCCAUCUUGGGGCGCUCGGGGCCUGCCGAGACCGGGUCUGCGGGAGGACGCCAUGACCGGGAGGCUGUGGUGCAAGGCCAUUUUUGCUGGCUACAAACGUGGCCUCCGAAACCAGCGGGAGCACACGGCUCUUCUGAAGAUUGAAGGUGUUUAUGCCCGCCAAGAGACAGACUUCUACCUGGGCAAGAGGUGUGCCUAUGUGUACAAAGCUAAAAACAACACCGUAACUCCCGGGGGGAAGCCCAACAGGACACGGGUGAUCUGGGGGAAGGUGACACGGGCCCAUGGGAACAGUGGCAUGGUCCGUGCCAAGUUCCGCUCCAACCUUCCUGCCAAGGCCAUUGGACACAGAAUUCGGGUGAUGCUGUAUCCAUCUAGGAUCUAAAUUUUUAUUGAAAAUAAAAUGGAGAAUCUGUUUAA